UACAGCGCAAACACCAUAUAUUAUUUGUUUGUAGUAUGUGGGCGCUGGGGUGUGAGCUGGCAUACUCCCUCUGUGUUCUCUCUACAGGCUUCCCUGUGGGUCUGUCCCCUUUAUUUGGCCGGUGUAAGUGUGUCGGUACUACGUGUCGACAUGGCUGAGUGUUCCUCCCCGGAGGAAGUUACUGGGGGUGCAGAAAAAGAUUUGGGAUUGACUCUGUCGGCACAGCCGACUGCUGAUUGGGUGAAUAUGUUGAGUACACUGAAUGCAAAUGUGGCUUUGAAUGCAAAUGUGGCUUUAUUGUCUAAGAGGCUGGAUAAAUCUGAUUCUCAGACACAAACAUGGAGGAAAUCCAUGGAGGACGCUUUGUCUCAGGUACAGACCCCCUCAAGGUCACAUAAACGUUCAGUUGCCCAGAUGGCAAGAUACUGAUACUGACAAAGACUCGGAUUCCAGUGUUGAUUUCAAUGAGGCUACUUUACACCCAAAGGUAGUUAAGAGUAUUCAGUACAUGAUUGUGGCUAUUAAAGAUGUUUUGUAUAUUUCUGAAGAGCCCCCUGUUCCAGAUAAGAGGGUUUGUUUGUAUAAGGGAAAAAAGCCUGAGGUGACGUUUCCCCCCUCUCAUGAACUGAACGCUCUUUGUGAAAAGGCUUGGGAGUUGCCUGACAAAAGGUGGCAGAUUCCCAAGAGAAUUUUGACGGCAUAUUCUUUCCGCUCUGACAGGGAGAAAUGGGAGUCGUCUCCCAAUGUGGACAAGGCUCUAUCCCGAUUGUCCAAAAAGGUGGCGCUUCUGUCUCCUGACACGGCUGCCCUUAAGGAUCCAGCGGAUCGCAAGCAAGAGACUACAUUGAAGGCCAUUUUCGUUACUACUGGUGCAUUACUCAGACCUGCUGUGGCGUCGGCGUGGGUAAUCUGCGUCGUCCGUGAUAUAACCAAAAGGAUGCGGCGAGGGAUAUUGGCCUCUUGGGAUCAAGAGCCAAUGCCAUGGCGGUCUCGGCCAGGAGGGCGCUGUAGAUUCAUCAAUGGAAUGCUGAUGCCGACUCCAAGAAACCUAUGGAAGCUCUUCCUUUUAAAGGUAGUGUCUUGUUUGGUGAUGGCCUUGCUGACCUGGUGUCUACCGCUGCUGCGGGUAAGUCAUCUUUUCUUCCUUAUGUUCCCACACAACAGAAAAAGGCGCCCCAUUAUCAGAUGCAGUCCUUUCGGCCUAAUAAAUACAAAAAAGGAAAGGACUCGUCCUCCCUCGCUUCAAAGGAUAGAGGAAGGGGGAAAGAGGUCACCUGCCGUGCCUGGUACCCAGGACCAAAGGUUCUCCCCCGCCUCUACCAAGUCCACCGCAUGACGCUAGGGUUCCCCUGCGGGAGUCCGUGCCGGUGGGGGGCCGCCUCCGAUUCUUC
Messenger RNA from Pseudophryne corroboree (corroboree frog), 1391 nucleotides. RefSeq lists its product as uncharacterized. The transcript has 2 exons. The record is from RefSeq and is a predicted model, not a curated record. NCBI's taxonomy places the organism in Eukaryota, Metazoa, Chordata, Amphibia, Anura, Myobatrachidae. The coding region runs from base 281 to 1336 and encodes 351 amino acids.